Messenger RNA from Schistosoma spindalis, 1662 nucleotides. Lineage: Eukaryota; Metazoa; Platyhelminthes; Trematoda; Strigeidida; Schistosomatidae. The record is from the annotation of a GenBank genome assembly.
AUUUGAUAUUUCUUAAUCAUGAAUAGAAAUAGUUAGUUAGUUAGAUAGUUAGAUAGAUGGAUAUGAAGGUAUCUACAUGGUUUUCUUUUUAUAAUACUCCUGUGUUUUCUUAUUUUUAUUUUUAUUUUUUUUGUAUUAUCUAUAAAAGAAACAGAAAAAGAAAAUUUUGUUAUCUCCUAUGCGUAGGUGUAUAUUAUGACCAAGUCAUUAAGCUUUAAUUUGAUUGGUUCAAAAUGUUGAAGGUCAUGGAAAUAACUUUCACCAUAUAUAUAUAUAAACACACACACACACAUGUAUAUAUAUAUAUAUAUAGAUACUUUUUUAUCCCAAAUAAAUUAAAAAUUGAUUGACAUUGGUGUAGAUCAUCAUCUGGAACCCGUUACAUAAUUUUACAAAAGUUAAAACAGAGAAAUAUACACUUAUCUAUAUAUAUAUCUAUAUCAAUAUAUACACACCAUAGUAUAAUACUAUACCACAGAACGUCUUCAUACAAAUACUCAUAUUACUAUUAUUAUUAAUUAAUUAGUUAAUUAAUAAUAACACUAAUUAAUAUCAAUUAAUUUAUUAUCUAAUAAUAAUAAUAAUUAUAAUAUGUCAUCAACUCAUUCAAAUAGAUCAACCCCAAUAUCAAGAACACCUAUCACCGUCACUACUACUACUACAACAACAACAACAGCCUAUUCUUAUCAACAUCCUGAUUAUUUAGAUAAAGAAUCAUUGGCUGCAACCAAAAUUCAAGCUGGUUAUCGUGGUUAUUGUACACGUAAAAAAUAUGGUAAUUUAUCAUUGAAUUCUUCAUCACCAACAUCAAAUUAUAAUAUAACAUCUAAUAGACAAUUAUAUACUACUACACAUCAAUCACCAUUAAGAAAUAAUAAUAAUAAUGAUUUAGAGAAUGCAGCUACACGAAUACAAGCUAGUUAUCGUGGUUAUUUAACUAGAAAAGCAUUACGUGAUGAUGAUAAUAUUACACAUAAAUAUACACCAAUCAAAAGUGUUUCCUAUCAUGGUGAUAAAAUAUAUAGAAGUAAUGGUGGUGGUGGUGGUGUUGGUGGUGAUGAACAUGAUGAUGAUAUUGAUGGAAAAGUCAAAGCAGUAACUAAAAUUCAAGCUGGUUAUCGUGGUUAUAAAACAAGAAAAUCAUUAGCACCAUUAUUACAUCAUGAUGAUCAACAAAAUUUAAUAUCAAAUAAAGAAAAUCAAAAUUAUAUAAAAUAUAAAAGUAUUAAUCAAGAAAGAAAUAAUAAUAAUAAUAAUAAUACACAUUAUUUAUAUGAUCCUGAAUUAGCUGCAACUAAAAUACAAGCAACAUUUCGUGGUUAUAGAACUAGACGACAUUUACCUAAGUAAUUAUAAUCAAUAAUAAUAAUAAUAAUAAUAAUAAUAAAAAGCAUACCUAAAUAUGUAUUGCCCUAUGAUUGAACAAUAAUGAACCAUCUUCUAUCAUUCAUUCUUCUUAUGACCACAAAUAUUCAAUGAUAUGAAUGAGUUCAAGUCUUUGACAUGUUCAACUCUUAAAAAAUACUGAACAAUAUUUGCAUGCUCAUUUUACGAUACAUUUGCUCCUUCUUCUUCUUCUUCCUGUUUUUUUUUGCAAAAGGAUGUCUUGUUACUUUACAAUGGUAAUAACAUGUUGUGUACAAUUAUUACUUCUUUUUUUUC